Molecule: messenger RNA, 895 nt
Organism: Vigna radiata var. radiata (mung bean)
Lineage: Eukaryota; Viridiplantae; Streptophyta; Magnoliopsida; Fabales; Fabaceae
Exons: 4
Coding region: 152-418 (88 amino acids)
Source: RefSeq, a predicted model, not a curated record
UGAAGCCCGCCAUGGGUAAAAAGGCUCAUGUUAAAUAAAUUAGUUUUCUUUUUUAACCAGUGUAUAUAUAUAUACACACCUGUCAUAAUUUGAAAAUGAAUUCAAAGCGCGAGUGUAGUUUGCCAUUUCGCUCGAAGCAAGGUUCACAUCGAUGGCGUCCUCAGAGCUAAUAACUACAGAAGUAGAAUCCGAAAAUCACCUUUCUUCUCUCAUCUACGAGAUAUCAAAUGAAGUCCAAGAGAUCAUGGAGAACAUGCUUAAGACGAUCACUGAAAUCAAUCAUAAUUCUGCAGUUAUCGAGGAGGAGAUAGAGAAAUGCAAAGGUUCUGCUCUUGAGAGGAAAAGAGCCUUAAACGAAGAUAGAGAUAACUUUCAAAAAGCUGCUUAUGCUGUUCUUGACAUGCUCAACAGAGAGUAAAGCGCUCUAGUUUGGUUACCGAGGGGCAACCUUGUGCAGUGUGUGCCUUGCUUUAUACCCAGAAAAGAAAAAGAUGAAGAAAAAUAAGGAAUGUAAAGAGAAUGUUACACUGUUUGGGAUGUCAAAAAAUCAGCAUCCAUAUCCACAGACAGAAAUGAACAUGAAGUUUCUUGGGUUGUCAUUUACAGAACCCCCUAGUGUCUGAUAAUUCUUUUUCUUAAUUCCUCUACCGUGUCUAACCACUAUAGAUUAGACUAUUGAAAUUUCGUAUUUCUGUAACUAGAUAGUGGAUCAAGGCUACCUUCUUUAUAUGGAUCUUGAUAUCUUGAAACUUCAUGAAGUGUACCCUCAUUUUGUCUCAGAUGCUGCAAAAAUCAGUGCUCAUCAUAUAUGAAGCGAUUCACAUAUUUGUAUUACUAGUAGCACAUAUAGUCUAAAAACCAAUGUUCACUCAAAAAUAAUGUGUUUGGAAAGGCA